Trifolium pratense (red clover) is the source of this 1904-nucleotide messenger RNA. RefSeq names its product IQ domain-containing protein IQM3-like. The record is from RefSeq and is a predicted model, not a curated record. Gene Ontology annotation, molecular function: protein binding. Bases 246 to 1748 code for a protein of 500 amino acids. Lineage: Eukaryota; Viridiplantae; Streptophyta; Magnoliopsida; Fabales; Fabaceae. The transcript has 9 exons.
AGUUGUGUAUUUUCUCUAUAUAACUAACUCUACCUUACCUGACUUACAACCUUCUCUGUCCCUCCUCCCAUCCUCACAUUCCAACUUUGCAUUUUGUUUUCAAUUAACAACACAACACAACUAACUCUUCAACACAACCAUUUAAGUACUCUCACAAUUUCUCUCAACUCAUUUCAAUACACUCCUCAAAAACCCUUCCUUCUACUACUACUACUACUCUCUUUUUUUUGUUUUUCUAAUUUCUAAUGGAAAUUCAAACUCAUUCAACCUUUGAUCUUAACCCAGAUCCAAACCCUUCUUCAUUCUCAUACGACAUUCAUCCUUCCGAUUUCCGGACCUCCAACUACCCUGACCCGACAUUACAUGAUGAUGAUCCGCCAAUAUCCACAACUUUUCAGUUUUCUGAACCACACGCGCUUCAAAGCGCGUGGUCUGUUUUCAACGCUGCUCUUCUUGUUCAAAAGGUUUAUCGUGGUUACCGUACUCGCCGGAGGUUGGCUGAUUCCGCCGUCGUCGCCGAAGAACUAUGGUGGCAAGCAAUAGAUUUUGUGCGGUUGAAUCACAGCACAAUUUCCUUCUUUAAUUUACCUGAAACUGCUCAAUCUCGCUGGACUCGGGUCAAACUCAACGCUUCCAAGGUCGGUAAGGGAUUAUCCUUAGACGCCAAAGCACAGAAAUUGGCUUUUCAGCAUUGGAUUGAAGCUAUUGAUCCACGCCACCGUUAUGGACACAACUUGCAUUAUUACUAUGAAGAAUGGUGCAAAACUGAUUCUGGUCAACCAUUCUUUUAUUGGUUGGAUUUGGGAAACGGGAAAACUCUUGAUCUUGAUCGAUGUUCUCGGUCAAAGCUUCGAAAACAAUGCAUAAAGUAUCUUGGACCUCAAGAGAGAGAUAACUAUGAAUAUAUUGUCUCCGAGGGAAAACUUAUCAACAACCAAUCUGGAGAUUUUCUUCAUACAAAGCAUGACUCUGAAAAUGCCAAGUGGAUAUUUGUAAUGAGCACCUCUAAGAAACUUUAUGCUGGCAAGAAAAAGAAGGGAUUAUUCCAUCAUUCAUCUUUCUUGGCUGGUGGAGCUACCUUAGCUGCUGGACGGCUCGAAGCUGAAGAUGGGAUUCUGAAGUCCAUCUCUGCAUAUAGUGGACACUAUCGACCAACAGACGAGACACUCGAGACCUUCUUAACAUAUCUCAAGGAAAAUGGUGUUCAUCUUGAUGAAGUAGAGAUACGCAAGCCAAAUGAUGACAUUGAUAAUUAUGAGGAGGGUAAACUUGGCGAGAGAUCCUUAACAUCUGAAAUUUCUAUCACCUCUAGCAUACCUGAGGAAACUGAGAAUACUCCAUCUGAAGAUAAGGAAGACAAUAAGGAAGAUGCUCCACUAUCCGAAUUGGCUGUUGGUAGUUACAAAAGAACACUAUCAGGUGGUCUUCAGAGUCCAAGAGCGACUGAUGUGCCCAAGAAUUCUAUAUUGCAAAGGAUCAAUUCAAAGAAGGGUUCAAAAUCCUACCAAUUAGGACAUAGACUUUCACGUAAAUGGUCAACUGGAGCAGGACCGAGAAUUGGGUGUGUUAACGAUUACCCUGUGGAGCUUAGACUACAAGCCUUGGAAAUGCUUCACCUUUCUCCAAAACUUCCACCCUCUCCUUUGUCUUACAUGUUAAUCAGCGGUCUUGUUUCGCCUUCAGCUCCUCCAACUCCUCCAACGCCCAAUACGGUGCGAAUUUUCAAUGAUGAGAGUUUGGUUAAUUGAACUGAACUACUACUGAUCUUAGGAUUAUGCUUCCAUCUCAGUUUAGUGAUGCUUAAAUAUAUCUCAGUUUAGUGAUGCUCUAAAUUUUCCUUCUCAAAUGCUGAGGACUUGGUAUUGUGUAAUAAAAAUAAAAUCAAAACUAAUUUCUUUUUACCA